CGUCGCCCACUUCGUCUUCACCCCCACAACCACCCACCAACACGUCUUCCCAGCUCCCACCGCCAUCAAAGCCCUCGCAAUCUCAACCACUUCCUCCGACACUCGCAGUCUUUAAUCUACAUCGGAACCCUCACCGGAGCUAUCUACUUACUCUCCUUAAAUCCCGCCGCCGACGAGAACGACCGUGUCUCGGUGAUCAAACACACCCUCAUCGGAAAUGGGUCGGCGAUAGUUUCCAUCCUCGUGGGAAAUCUGAAAAGGAUUAUUGUCCUUUCUGGCGAUGGUUUUUUGUAUUUAUUAGACUCGUUUUUGCUGGAAGCUCCAAAAAAAGUUAGUGUUAUUAAAGGUGGAGUCACUGCUUUUGCCCGUAGAUUUUUCAGUAAGAACUACAGUAAUUCUGAUAGAAUUUUGCCGAAAUUGAAUGGUGUAAAAAGUAAAGAAGAUGGUAGUUCUAGUAUUAGCAGCAGCAGCAGUGGUGGUGGUAGUUUCGUCGUGGCUGCCACAGGUAAAAAGUUGGUGCUGGCGGAGUUGGUUUCGAGUGGUUCAGUUGUGCUUUUGAAGGAAAUUUUGGGGGUUUUUGAGGGAAUGAUCAGGGAUUUGGCAUGGGUAGAUGAUUCGAUAAUAUUUGGGAAUAAAAGUGGGUAUUUUUUGUAUUCCUGUAUUAGUGGGCAAUGUGGGUUGAUAUUUUCGUUGCCCGAGUUGUCGGGGCAGCCGCAGUUGAAGUUGUUAGUGAGGGAAUGUAGAGUGUUAUUGCUGGUGGACAAUGUGGGUGUGACUGUGGAUACUGAAGGACAGCCGGUGGGAGGGAGCUUGGUGUUUCGGGAGUUCCGAUUCGAUUGGGAGAUAGGAUCACAUGUUGUUGCAGUGAAGAAUGGGAAGAUGGAAUUGUAUUAUAAGAAAUCAGGAAAUUGCGUGCAAGUAGUGAUGCUAUCGAGUGAUGCGGGCGGGGAACUUGUCGUGGCAAGUCAGGAGGAUGUAAGUGGGGAAUUUGUAGCUGUCUCGAUGAGUUCAAAGGUUAUUUUCUAUCGAAAAGUACCUUGGGAAGAACAAAUUAAAGACCUACUACGGAAGAAAUGCUUUAAAGAAGCCAUCUCCUUGGUUGAAGAGCUUCAGAGUGAAGGUGAAUUGACCAAGGAAACAUUAUCAUUUAUUCAUGCUCAAGUAGGAUUCCUCUUGCUGUUUGACUUGCAAUUUGAGGAGGCAGUCAAUCAUUUCUUGCUUUCAGAAAUGCAGCCUUCUGAACUUUUCCCUUUCAUCAUGCGGGACCCGAAUCCCUGGUCACUUCUGGUUCCAAGGAACCGGUAUUGGGGCCUGCAUCCCACAACACCUCUUGAAAAUGUUGUUGAUGAUGGAUUAAAGACUAUUCAAAGAGCUAUAUUUCUAAAAAAAGCAGGCAUUGAGACUGCAGUAGAUGAUGAGUUUAUUGUAAAUCCACCAACUAGAGCUGACUUAUUGGAGGCUGCAAUUGAAAACUUCAUCAGGUAUAUGCAAGCGUCUCGUCAUAAAGAUUUGACUCCUUCACUGAGGGAGGGAGUUGACACUCUCUUGAUGUACCGUCUAUAUAGGCUCAAUCAUGUCGAUGAUAUGGAAAGGCUUGCAUCUUCUGAGAACAGCUGUAUAGUGGAGGAAUUAGAGAUGUUAUUGAAUGACUCUGGGCAUCUACGUACACUUGCAUUUCUUUAUGCUAGUAAGGGAAUGAGCUCUAAAGCUCUUGCUAUUUGGCGUGUAUUGGCGAAGGUUACCUCUGGUCAGGAAACUGCCGUCGCAGAGGCUUCAAAUAUUCUUGAAGAGUCAUCUGACCAGGAUUUGGUAUUACAGCAUCUGGGAUGGAUUGCAGACAUCAACCCGGUGCUUGCUGUUCAAGUUUUAAUAUCUGAUAAAAGAAGCAAUGUGCUCCCUCCAGAUGAGGUAAUAGCAGCAAUUGAUCCCAAAAAAGUGGAAAUUCUUCAAAGAUAUCUCCAAUGGUUGAUAGAGGAUCAAGAUUCUGAUGACAUUCAGUUCCAUACAAUGUAUGCACUCUUGCUUGCUAAGUCAGCACUGGAAAGUUAUGAAAUUGAACAUGGAUCUCAAAAUUCAGAAGCUGGAACUUCAAAGGAGCUGAAUGUUUCUCAUCAUGGAUCAAAUUCAAUAUUUGACAGCCCUCUUAGAGAAAGAUUGCAGAUCUUUUUGCAGUCUUCAGACUUGUAUGACCCAGAAGAGGUCCUUGACUUGAUUGAAGGAUCCGAAUUGUGGCUGGAAAAGUGUUUCAACCAUUUGCUCUGCUAUUCUUACAGGAAGCUUGGUCAAGAAACAUUAGUGCUCCAAAUAUUGGCCUUGAAGCUGGAGGACUGUGAAGCUGCGGAACAAUAUUGUGCAGAAAUUGGUAGACCAGAUGCCUACAUGCAACUGCUUGAGAUGUAUUUGGAUCCGAAGGAUGGCAAAGAGCCCAUGUUUAAGGCUGCUGUCCGCCUUCUCCACAAUCAUGGAGAAGCACUUGACGCUUUACAAGUCUUGGAGAGGUUGUCCCCUGACAUGCCCCUCCAGCUUGCUUCGGAUACUAUAUUGAGAAUGCUGAGCCGGCUUCAUCAUCAUUGGCAAGGGCAAAUUGUCCAUAAUCUAUCCCGUGCUUUAGAUGUCGAUGCGAGCUUGGCACGAUUGGAGGAAAGGUCACGCCACGUGCUGAUCAAUGAUGAGAGUGUUUGUGAUUCUUGUCAUGCUCGGCUUGGAACCAAAUUAUUUGCAAUGUACCCAGAUGACACAAUUGUCUGCUAUAAGUGUUUUCGUCGUCAAGGUGAAUCCACCUCUGUCACAGGUCGUAAUUUCAAGGAAGAUGUUUUAUAUAAACCAGGCUGGUUGGUAACACGGUGACCAUGGAAAAGCAGAUGAUCUUCUAUGUCUUGAGCUGGCUGCUUGGCAUGAUCAAGAACUCCGGUAUGCAAUUGCCAAAGAGGCCACCUAAUGGGUCAAAUGUUGUUUCAUUCCAUAUUGCAGUUAGGUAAUUUUUGGCACAAUGCCCUCUGGCCUUUCAAAGGAGAAUACUGCUUUCUUUGGAGUAGCAUGCUCCCUGUUGAUAGGACGUAAUUUAUUUACUUGGGUUGAAGAAGACUCCAGAGUAAGGGCAAAAUCUUGCCGAGACUUAUUUGUGUAGCAGGACUCCAGAAGGGCUCUAGUAUUCUUUGGUUAAAUCUGAACAGAAAGGUGGAAGUGUAGGUAACUCUUGCUGGCGGCUAAAGUUUUGUCUGAUUGUAAUGUAUCAAAUUCUUGUAACCAUAUUAAUAGGUGUUCAGAAUGGAAAUUUUAUAUAGAUGGCAUUCUUUUCUCCUUCAAUGCAAUUUUUUCUUCUGUUGAAAAUAAAGUUUACCUUUAAAAUUGGUGUUCAA
Messenger RNA from Coffea arabica (coffee), 3359 nucleotides. Lineage: Eukaryota; Viridiplantae; Streptophyta; Magnoliopsida; Gentianales; Rubiaceae. The record is from RefSeq and is a predicted model, not a curated record.